Messenger RNA from Ostertagia ostertagi, 3132 nucleotides. Lineage: Eukaryota; Metazoa; Nematoda; Chromadorea; Rhabditida; Trichostrongylidae. The record is from the annotation of a GenBank genome assembly.
AUGUCUCCUGUAUCCAAUGGUGGCAGUACUAAGACAGAAAUCGAUGACUCUACUACGUUGCUUACAAUGCUCAAAGUUGCAGCUGCAACGAAUACCAAUGGAGUUCCUCGUGGACGGGAAACUGAGCUGAAACGGAAGAUUCAAACAUUGGAGGAAACCGUAGCUGAAUAUGAGCGGCAAAAGUACAACGUCAUGGGAACCUUCAGCGAAUACAGAGAGCGAGUAGCCGAACGAGAACGCAAGUUGGAAGCGGAAUAUUCCAGCAAAAUAAUCGCGCUCUCUGAAGAAGUGCUAGGAGCCAAAAAAGAUUUCGAAGCUCGUAUGAAGAGUUUCCAGGCACUUCAGGACAAAUUUGAACGAGAGAAGGAGCAGGCGCUGGAAAAGUUGAGACAAGAGCAUCAAAAGGAAAUCCAGCUGUUAGAGCAACGAUUUUCUGAGUCACAAUUAUUGAAUUUGGAACAGAAGUACAUGAUUGAAAUUCAACGAUUGGAAGAAGAGCGGAAAUCACUGCGAUCUGAAAAAGAGCGACUAGGGGAAACGUUCGAGAUGAAGUUGCGUAGAGCACAAUCGCUUUAUGAAACGGAGCUCACAGCAGCUAAGAUGCUCUACACCAAGGAACUUGAAGCGCUCAGGGACCAUGAAGAGGCGCUGAAAGACGAACUUUUGGCGAGGCAAGACGAGUUUCAUGACCGCCUACAAGAACUGCAACAUCAGGCCAGAAGAAGCAGGGAGGAGCUAGCCAACUGCAAAAACGAAGUGGAAGCACUUGAACGCAAACUUGACUCGAAAGAGCUUGAAGUGCAAGCCAUUAGUAAGGAGCUGGAAGAUGCUCGAGCAGAGACGAACGAUGCAUUAAAACGACUUUCGCAUUCAACAAGUGAAUACAAUGCACAUAGACAAAAAUAUCAACAACAAGAGGAGGAGCUGAGAAAGAAAUCCAAGCUUUUGAAUGUGGUAGAGGCCGCCAAAGCAAAGCUUGAAGUUGUCAUUCGUGAUUUGCAGACUGAAGUUCGAGCACUUAAGAACAAGGUAGAGUUUCUGGAGAAAGAACGUGCAAACCUUUUGAGUCAAAGUGAGAGCCAAGCCAAAUUGCACAACUCUCAAGUGAACGCGCUUGAAGCGGUUCUCGAAAGUGUGACUAAAGAAAAAGAAGCAACGAAGGAACAUUACGAAAGCCUCUUGGUCAAAGAGAGACAACAGGCAGAAGCACGGGAACACGCAAUGAAGAAGGAGUUCAGCAGUAAGCUCAAUGAGCUUGAAGAACAGUACACGAGUCUGAAGGACGACCUGGAGCACUCGGCUAGAAUGGAUCGAGAUGAGCUGAGAGAGAUGACCCAACAUGAGAUUUCUGCCUUACGCACAGAGAAGACUUUACUGGAAGCCGAGGUCACAGCUUUGAAGCAAAAAUUUCUCGAUGAUCAUGACUCUGAGGAUCAAGUCACGCAACAGUUGAGUAUUAUGGUAACCGAAACGGCAGGACUGACUAGGAUUCUAGAUGAGUAUCGGGAACGAAUCGGUAAUAAAGACAAGGAAAUCACUUCGCUACGACGUCGUCUUGAGCAGGAACAGACACUAUCCGAAGAGCAGCUACGAGCAAUCAAAGAAGAGUUAAAAAGUGAAAUUUUGUCAUCGGAUGACUACCAAAACAAUCUCAUGGAAAUAGAGCGUCUUCAUUCACAAAUAGCCGACUACGAAAGGAAACGCGAAAAAGAAGAGGAAUUCGAAGAAGAGCGCGCGCAGAAUGAGAGGAAGUUGCAGGAAGAGAAUGAAAAGCUCAAGGCUCAAGUUAGGAGUUUAGAGGAGGCCAACCAAAGUGGAGAGGUGGACAUCCUGAAGUCGGCUCUGACAGAAAAAGACAGCAAGUUAGGCAUCCUUGAAGAAGAGCUGACCAAGCUUAAAGACGAAAACGCAAUGCUCCAUAAGGAGAGCGAACGAAACAAGAACUCCAAUCAAGCGCUGCAAAAUGAGGUGACCGCACUAAAGAAUGAUAACAAUGAUAAAACCAACCAAAUCGAAUCUCUUCACACACGGGUAAAAGAGCUUCUCGAGCAAAUGGGUACCAUCAGGGAAGAAUUGGAAAAGAAAAACAUUGAAAUUCAACAUAUUGGCGAACGGGCGGACGUGUUCAAAUUCGAGACUUCACAAUUGGACACAGAUGAGAAACUGAAGCAUAUGAAAGUAGAACAUGAAAAAACUGUGGAACAUCUCAAGCAGCGCGAGACCGACUUGAAGCAACAGUUGGAAGAACUACGUCAGGAAAUUAGCGCCAGCCAAACGUCAAGGGAGGAAUCCGAGAAUAUCGCUGAACAGUUGAAAGAGGAAGUCAAGCAGAAGGCAGAAAUGAUGCAACAAAUGGAGAAGGAUUUGAAAGAGAAAAAAUGCCUUUUACAUGACAAAGAACAAGAACUUGGAAAGAUGGAAGCCGAAAUCUGUUCGAUGGAGGAAAAAAUGAAGGCAGACAAGGAGCAUUACGAAGAGGAACUCCGCAAAUUGCAAAGUGAAAUGUCUGGAAGGAAGGAGCAGGAACCUGAAGACAAGACAGUCGAAACCUUCACCACUGAAAUGCAGACAGAUCCUAUUAGUACACCCACAGUCGUUCCCAUAGUGGAUCUCGCUCGAGAAAAAGAACUGAAGUCACGGAUAGCAGAGUUGGAGCAUGCUUUAGAAAUAAAAAAUGACCUCAUUGAAAAGCUCCACGAACAACUACCCGACAUUUCUCGAGAGGAUAUAUCGCUAAAGAAAAAGGACCGCUCGCAAAGUAUGACCACCGGUGGAGUAUUUCAAAACUUCGUCAGCCAGAUGAAAGAUAAACGUGACGAAGCAAACGAACGAAAUCGGAAAAGGGAAGUUGAAAAGAAGGCAGCCAAGGAGGCUAGAGAGAUUAUCAAAGAAAAGUCGCCUCUACGAUCCAAAUCACCAUCACUGCUAACGCGCUUUCGAGAACGUAGUCCUGUCAAAACGCGUUCGGCGCUUGACAAUCUAGAAUUAACGCCAUCAACAUCAAGCAGAAACCUCCUGUCACCAAUCGACGCCGAUCGGCUUGAACGAAGAGGAUCUCCGUCACGUCCAUUGUUUAGUAGGUAUCGUAAGGAACAACGGGAUGCCGAAAAACGGCCUGCUUGGAAGUUUUAG